Molecule: messenger RNA, 504 nt
Organism: Aspergillus fischeri NRRL 181
Lineage: Eukaryota; Fungi; Ascomycota; Eurotiomycetes; Eurotiales; Aspergillaceae
Product: endosulfine family protein
Exons: 3
Coding region: 1-504 (167 amino acids)
Cellular component (GO): cytoplasm
Molecular function (GO): protein phosphatase inhibitor activity
Source: RefSeq, a predicted model, not a curated record
AUGAAUCCUCAUCAACAGAACAAGGUGGACACCAGCUCCUUGAGCCCCGAUGAACAACGUCUGCUUCGUCUCUACGGUAAAAUGCCCACCAAGAAAGACCUGCUUCAGAACAAGCUCAAGGAACGAAAAUACUUCGAUUCGGGCGACUAUGCAUUGAGCAAAGCCGGUAAAGCUUCGGAUGUCGGGGUCACUAAUAUCGGUUCUAAGCACCCUGUUCCGGAGAACAUCCCACAUCUGACUGCUACAUCCCCCGGUGCAAACAAUCCCGCUGCUGUCAGUAAUGGUAGCAGUGCCAGCUCUCAAGGCCAACAGCUCCCUGGCAGUAUUAGCGGUCACCCUGGUUCGAUCGGAUUUCAGAGCCGGAGCCCCGUGAAGGAAGCAAGCUACCUACAACGCGGAACUAGCGUGGAUGAUUCGGAGGGUGCCGACGAUUCAGCAAAGGAGGGGAACGAGCCCAGCGUGAGCCCUCCUCCUGCUCGUGAUGGUGUCCCCAUCCGCCGAUAG